Ricinus communis (castor bean) is the source of this 2027-nucleotide messenger RNA. Its product is annotated as embryogenesis-associated protein EMB8. Lineage: Eukaryota; Viridiplantae; Streptophyta; Magnoliopsida; Malpighiales; Euphorbiaceae. Gene Ontology annotation, molecular function: short-chain carboxylesterase activity; monoacylglycerol lipase activity. Bases 109 to 1785 code for a protein of 558 amino acids. The transcript has 15 exons. The record is from RefSeq and is a predicted model, not a curated record.
AAAGACCAAAACUUUAACUAACUUGCAAAAGUUUUCUUGGCAGUUGCAAUCCACUAAAAAGAAAAACAAAGAAGUUUACUCCUAUUCCAUUUCUCUCUAAAUUUUUUGAUGGAUUGCUCAAGCUCCAUUGAUCCACCAUCAUCUUCUUCUUCUUCUUCUUCUUCUUCUCUAUAUCCUUACACUCUUCUCCUUAAUGCUUUUUAUCUAAUACCUAUUUCUCACUAUUUCUUUGCCUUUGCUAUUUUCUCAUUUUUCUUUCUUUACAACUUCUUGGAGUUUCAUUUCUUCAGAGAUUUCUUUCAUGGAUUUCGUGGAUGCCCAAUUGGCCUUACCUAUAAUCCUUCUUCCCCAAUUUAUAACUGUAUUGUUUCUAAAUGUAAAGUCCUCCAUGGCAGGUAUUUGGCAACCCCCUGGCUUUCAAGUCCCAAUAUUCAGACUUGUUUCUUGAAUUUCCUUGGCAGGCCUCCUGUUUUUAACUAUAGAAGGCAAAUUUAUCAUGCUUCUGAUGGUGGAACCAUUGCUUUGGAUUGGUUGAUGCAUUCUGAUGUUUCUGGAGGUGACUUUGUCAUGAAUAAUGCCAUUUCUAAAGAUGAUACAACCCCCAUUGUGGUUGUAAUUCCAGGCUUAACUAGUGACUCUUCUUCUGCUUAUAUAAAGCAUCUUGCAUUCAAUACGGCAAAACAUGGGUGGAAUGUUGUUGUUGGCAAUCAUAGAGGAUUGGGCGGUGUUUCAGUUACUUCUGAUUGCUUUUACAAUGCUGGAUGGACAGAAGAUUUACGGGCAGUCAUCAAUUAUCUCCAUAACGAAUACCCCAAAGCUCCUUUAUUUGCUGUUGGAACCAGCAUCGGUGCUAAUAUACUGGUAAAAUAUCUUGGGGAGGAUGGAGAGAGGACUCAUGUUUCAGGGGCUGUAGCCAUUUGUAAUCCUUGGGAUCUAUUGAUUGGUGAUAGAUUUAUAUGCCGUAGGUUGUUGCAAAAGUUUUAUGAUAGAGCUCUAACAAUUGGACUUCAAGGUUAUGCAAAAUUGCAUGAACCUCAAUAUUCUCGGCUUGCUAAUUGGGAAGGAAUAAAGAAGUCGCGUUCUAUUCGAGAUUUCGACAACUAUGCAACCUGCCUUGUCGGGAGUUUUGAGACUGCGGAUACAUACUACAGGCGCUGUAGCAGUGCCUAUUAUGUUGCAGAUGUAUCAGUACCACUACUCUGUAUCAGUGCUCUGGAUGAUCCAGUCUGUACUAGGGAAGCCAUUCCUUGGGAUGAAUGCAGAGCAAAUCGAAACAUUGUGUUGGCCACGACAAAGGAUGGAGGACAUCUAGCAUUCUUUGAAGGAUUAACUGGAGCUGGUUUGUGGUGGGUGAGGGCUGUCAAUGAAUUUCUUGGUGUUCUACACUCUAGUCCUUGUAUGCAUGUACAAAAGGAGCAGCCUUCCAGCUUGCAUUCAUCAGAGAAAACUUCCAUUGACCAGGGCCCAUUUGUGAACAUUACAGAAGAUGGAAUGGUUGCUGCAGCGGCUGGACAAGGAGAGCCCGCAACAGAGCCGAAUUCUGAUCCUGUAUCAGAGGCCACUCAAACCCCCGGACAGCUUACGAACAUCCAGAAUGUUAAGACUUCUGACACAACUGCUCAUGUUAGAAGAUACGUAAAUCAGAUUUCCAAACAGAACAGAGGUUCGGUAUGGUUGCUUGCUUUCAUUGCUGUUGUAACAGGUUGGCCAUUGUUAGGAUCAGCAUUGAUUAUCUGCAGGAAAAAGCUGAGGAAUAUCUUACCUGCAGCUUUGCUUAGAAGAUAGCUCCAUGAUGAUUAGAAACUGUGGCACUUUAUUGGAUGCAUGUAUUGAUUGCUGCCUAGCAGUAACAUUUACAUUUCCAUUCUUAAUGUAAGCAUAAUAAAAAUUAAAGAAAUAAUAAUUUGGUCAUGGACUGUAUGUAAGCAAGCUUGCUUGACAGAUACGGUAGAACUGUAUAGUUAUCAGGGGCAAGCUGGCCUGAGUCUCAGGACAGUGGAGCAACCCAUAGGUCAAUUAGGCCCACC